UAAGAAAUCAUCUUGAAGGUGGCAACUAGGCUGCCAGAGAGGAGCCGGGAACUUUUAUUUUCUUUAGGUUGUUAUUCCGCUGCUGAACACCUUUGAGGUACCGGUUUUCCCGGUUGACUGGCCUGCUUGUAAAGAUGCCGGGACUACAUUUCCCGGCGUGCCCUGUCCUUUUCCUUGCUCCGUGCCGCUAGUUUUCCCAGCGUCCCUUUAUUACUUCCGGGUUCUGGAGUGCCGCUAGAAAGUGAAGGAACGGUGUCCAGGUCUGCAGCAUUCUUGGGGUCGGAAGGAUUAGAGACGGCGACGUUCCCGAAGUGUCACGGGACUCUGCUGCCGGUUGUGUGGCGCCGUCCUCCCGCGCCUGCUCCGAGUGAUUCCCCGGCGCUCCCGCCAUGGCCGAGGUGAUUCAGAAAAGGCUUCAGGGGGAACUGGAGAAGUACCAGCAGCUACAAAAGGACUUGAGUAAGUCCAUGUCUAGCCGACAGAAGCUAGAGGCGCAGUUGACAGAAAAUAACAUUGUGAAAGAGGAGUUAGCUUUAUUGGAUGGAUCCAAUGUGGUGUUUAAGCUUCUGGGCCCAGUGUUGGUCAAACAGGAACUGGGGGAGGCUCGAGCUACUGUGGGCAAGAGACUGGACUAUAUCACAGCAGAGAUUAAACGAUAUGAAUCUCAGCUCCGAGACCUGGAAAAACAGUCUGAAAAACAACGUGAAGCCCUGGCUCAGUUGCAGCAGGAAUUCCAGCGGGCCCAGGCUGCCAAGGCAGGGUCUGUGGGAAAGGCUUGAUCUUUGGUUGGUGAGGAUAUAGAGAAGGAAAAGACUGUGGCAAAUAAAAUGUGAAAAUACCUGA
Sarcophilus harrisii (Tasmanian devil) is the source of this 843-nucleotide messenger RNA. It is a transcript of the gene PFDN6, whose product is annotated as prefoldin subunit 6. Gene Ontology annotation, molecular function: protein-folding chaperone binding. The transcript has 4 exons. Gene Ontology annotation, biological process: chaperone-mediated protein complex assembly; protein folding. Lineage: Eukaryota; Metazoa; Chordata; Mammalia; Dasyuromorphia; Dasyuridae. The record is from RefSeq and is a predicted model, not a curated record. Gene Ontology annotation, cellular component: prefoldin complex; cytoplasm. Bases 390 to 779 code for a protein of 129 amino acids.